Vanessa tameamea is the source of this 2191-nucleotide messenger RNA. RefSeq names its product SR family splicing factor SC35 (gene SC35). The coding region runs from base 149 to 646 and encodes 165 amino acids. Gene Ontology annotation, cellular component: spliceosomal complex. Gene Ontology annotation, molecular function: RNA binding. Lineage: Eukaryota; Metazoa; Arthropoda; Insecta; Lepidoptera; Nymphalidae. Gene Ontology annotation, biological process: positive regulation of mRNA splicing, via spliceosome. The record is from RefSeq and is a predicted model, not a curated record. The transcript has 4 exons.
UUGUCAUUCUAGAAAGAACUAGCCUGUGAGACGCUUCGUUUUAUGAAAAGCUUAUAAGUUCCGCCAUUUUGUUUUGUAACUGUGAUAGUUAUUUUUGAUCAUUAAUAUUUUAUUUCUUUCGACCACCAUAGAACAUUAAAACACCAAAAUGAGUUACGGUAGACCACCGCCACGUAUAGAUGGCAUGGUAUCACUAAAAGUGGAUAAUCUUACCUAUAGAACAACCCCAGAAGAUUUGCGUCGCGUUUUCGAAAGGUGUGGUGAUGUCGGCGACAUAUAUAUACCACGAGACCGAUAUACGCGAGACAGCAGAGGAUUUGCUUUUGUCAGGUUUUAUGAUAGAAGAGAUGCUGAAGAAGCAUUAGAUUCUCUGGAUGGGCGCAUGUUGGAUGGAAGGGAGCUUCGCGUUCAGAUGGCGCGUUAUGGCCGUCCAUCCUCACCCUACAGAAGCCGAUACGACCGUCGGAGAAGCUACUCGCGUUCACGGUCUCGUUCACGUCGUCGAUCCAGGUCCCGCUCCAGGAAGCGCUCAUACUCUCGCAGCCGUUCCCGUUCACGUUCGAAGUCCAGGUCACGCUCGGACUCCAAGAGCUCCCGCGGCAGGUCUCGUAGCCGCAGCCGCAGCCGCUCCCGUUCCAGACAUUGAAGUGCGGGGUUGAGAGUACCAUAGUGAGCUGAAAGGUUGUGCUCCCUGCCUCUGAGCUGGCAGCCUUCAGCCCAGGUACUAGAACACUCCUAAACAAUAAGACCUAUAGACCUAACUAUGAGCAACAUAGUGGUAAACUUGCAACAAAACAUCUAGUUUUAAGUUUUCAAUUUAUUGUAAUAAUUGUAUAUUAAUAAUUUUUCUGUUUUCAUGUACAAGUUUGUGAAUGUGUUAACACUUACAUUUUUCAACUAACUGCCCAUUCUUAAAGCUGAUGGAUUAAUGUAUAUUGUCAAAAUUGUAUUAUUAUAUUUUUUUACUUAAAAUGUUUGAAAGUUUUAGUGUGAUAAUUUGAUUUAAAUAGACAAAUGUUAAUUUCAAAUCAAGUUGAUGAGAUUCAAUAAAUGUAUUUUUAGAAUGUGAUUAAUCUCUAACUCUUAGAUAUGACUGUAAUAGUCGUAAGAUGUUAUUUCAGGUUAAAUUAUAAAAUCGGAAGAUCAUGUUCUCCAAAUUGGGUUAAAUUGGGCAUAUUAUAGGACCACCUCAAGACUUGGUAAAUAGCACUAAAGUCAUGUCAAUGUUUAUAUCAAUUUAAAUUUGUGUUAUUUUUAUUUUUUUUUUGUAUAUGUAAGCUGUAGGGUUCAGAACAAAUUUCAUAUUUUGAAAGUUGUGCAAGUAACAUGUUUGUUGCAAAAUUUUGUAUUAGGACUAAGUUUAUAUGUAUCAUAAGCUUCAUUCACAUCAAAUUAAAGUUUAGCCACAGCAUUACAAUAUUAACAGAAAUGUUGGUAUGCUCAGGGCAUGGAGUAUGCGGGGAGCGAGGCUGUUUGCGGGGAGGGGGGUUUUGCGGUUUGCUGACAACUGCUGAAUUGCUGUUGUUGCCGAGCAUAAGUUAUGAGUAAUCUUUUAUAUUUAUUGCAAAACUCAAGUCACACAUAAUUAGGUCCAGACAGAUGUGUACAUGAAGUUCUACAUCUGAGUUAGAAUCAGUAUAAUUAUGUGAAUGUCAACUAUCCCACUUUUAGAAUGUAACUAGAGAUUAGUUGUAAUUAUUAGAUGCGUGUUGUUUAAUUAAAGAGCAUUAUCAUAGAUAUUGUAAUUUCACGAUAAGAUUUAGAAAUCAAAAACAAUAUUUGCAUAGUGGGUAAUGUGUGGAUUUGUUUGGCAGGCCGGUGCUGCUCGCUGGCCUGUUUGCUGUGGCAGUUUCCUGUGCUGAUUGCUGUGAUUUGCAGAUACGUGCGUCUAGGUUACUCUAACGAUGCAGGAUUUCUCUCCCUCCCUGCCUAUAAAUUUCUAGAAGUACAUAUAUUUUAAUAUCUGAUUUUACCUCCUUUUAGGGAAAAGGUUUAUUUGCACGACAAAAAUGACACAAAUUUGUGUUUUUCAUUUUAAGAUUUGUAUUUAAUUAUAAUAAAAAAACCUUUUCUUUAAAAAAUUAACUACUCAACAAGAGAGAAGAAGUCGGAGCGAUGUGGAUGGAACACCAGGUUCGGAUGACAACACUCGUUUCAAAAUCUUUAAAUAAAAUAAACAAUAGAUGAUAUA